Molecule: messenger RNA, 6563 nt
Organism: Pseudopodoces humilis (Tibetan ground-tit)
Lineage: Eukaryota; Metazoa; Chordata; Aves; Passeriformes; Paridae
Gene: MDM2
Product: MDM2 proto-oncogene
Biological process (GO): protein ubiquitination; regulation of gene expression; negative regulation of apoptotic process
Cellular component (GO): nucleus
Molecular function (GO): ubiquitin protein ligase activity; p53 binding; identical protein binding
Source: RefSeq, a predicted model, not a curated record
GCGCGGCGGGGCCGCGGUAGAGGGCCCGGGCAGCGCCGUGGCGGUCCCGGCGCUCCGCCCGCAGCCGGGCAGCGGAGCGGGCUUGGUUGGCGGCAAAUGUGCAAUACCAAGAUGUCCUCCCUUACGGAUGCCUCCUCUGUCGCCGCUUCGGAGCAAGAGGCGCUGGUUAAACCAAAGCCACUAUUGCUGAAAUUGUUAAAGUUAGCUGGUGCUGAAAAGGACACUUUUACUAUGAAGGAGGUAAUAUUCUAUAUUGGACAAUAUAUUAUGUCUAAGCAAUUAUAUGAUGAAAAACAGCAGCAUAUUGUACACUGUGCAAAUGAUCUCCUGGGGGAUUUAUUUGGAGUAACAAGCUUUUCAGUAAAAGAACACAGGAGACUAUAUUCAAUGAUUUCCAGAAAUCUGAUAGCAAUCAAUCAACAAGACUCUACCCUUGGUGACACACCUGAAGAUGAUGCCGCAUCUCCGCUCGAGGAAGAAAAUGUUAUUAAGGAGUCUAUGCAAGAGUUAGAAGAGAAGCAGACUUCAUCAAAUGUGACUUCCCGACCAACUACAUCUUCUAGGAGGAGGACACACAGUGAAUCUGAAGAAAAUUCUUCAGAUGAUCUGAGCAGUGAGAGAAGAAAGCGACACAAGUCAGACAGCAUUUCGUUGACGUUUGAUGAAAGUCUCUCAUGGUGUGUAGUCAGUGGUCUGUGCCGUGAAAGAAGCAAUAGCAGUGAUUCAACAGAUUCUCUUUCCAUUCCUGAUCUUGAUGGUAGUUCAUUAAGUGAAAACUCUGAUUGGUUUGACCACAGUUCUGUAUCAGACCAGUUCAGUGUUGAGUUUGAAGUUGAGUCUAUUUAUUCAGAAGAUUAUAGCCAUAAUGAAGAAGGGCAGGAGCUCACAGAUGAAGAUGAUGAGGUUUAUCAGCUGACUAUUUACCAGGACGAAGAUAGUGAUGCUGAUUCCUUUGAUGAAGAUCCAGAGAUUUCUCUAGCUGAUUAUUGGAAGUGUCCGGAAUGUAAUGAGAUGAAUCCUCCGCUUCCACGACAUUGCCACAGAUGCUGGGCCCUUCGUGAGGAUUGGCUUCCAGAUGAAAAGAGUGAGAAAUUGGAAAAGAGCAAAUUAGAAGCCUCCUUUCCUGCAGAGUCUGGAGAAGGUUUUGAUGUUCCUGACUGCAAGAAAACAAAAAUGACUGAAGAAAAAGAGCCAGCUAUGGAUGAGAAUGAGGAUAAAACAGUACAGCUUUCUGAGUCCCAGGAAAGUGAAGGUUAUUCCCAGCCAUCAACAUCAAGCAGCAUGUUCUGUAGCAGUCAGGAGGACUUUAAGGAACCUGAGAAGAGAGAAACACAAGACAAAGAGGAAAGCAUGGAAUCCAGUCUGCCUGUUACCAGCAUAGAGCCAUGUGUCAUAUGUCAGAGCAGACCUAAAAAUGGCUGCAUCGUACAUGGCAAAACAGGACACCUCAUGUCAUGUUUUACGUGUGCAAAAAAACUCAAGAAGAGGAACAAACCCUGCCCAGUGUGCAGGCAGCCCAUACAAAUGAUUGUACUAACUUAUUUUAGUUAGACAUAUGUUAACUGGAAAGCUGCAAAAGAAACUUCAUAAACUGGUUAAGAGAGUAAGAAAUUAUUUUUGUAUGCUUAUUGGAAAAUUAAUAUUUUGUGUCUCUUGGCGUUCUGUGUGAAAAAUAAUUGCUGACAUAAAUGCACUGGAGUUAUUAAGAGGUUUGCCCUAUACUCAUAAGUCAACUUGGAGAUUUUAAAUCCCUCUCAGUAGAAGUAACCAGAUCCUCUAAACCACCUGCCUCUCCAAGUGUUUAAUGUUCCUUGCAAGUUAGUGACAUUUGUUUUAUUGAAUUAAAUACAUGCAUUAAAACCCCAAAUUCAGUGAUUGUUGGAGGAGAGACAUGUUGAAGUGUUUAUUUCUGCAAGUUCCUCAUUUAAGAAAAUAGAUGAUUAUCCAGGUUCCUGUUUUUGUUGCCUGGUGAAGACAAGGUACAAUCAGACCCCUCUGAAUAAAUUAAUAAAAUGAAUAAAUACAAUCUUAAAUUCCUCCAAGUAACCAAAUUCUGUGGGAGAUCUUACCAGGAAGUAGAGAAAGAUGUGGCAGAAAAUAAUACUUUGGAAACAGAAAAGGGUAUUGUGUGUCUUAUUUUUAUAGUCUGCAAUUGUAAACUUAAGGGCUGUGUGUCCCCCAUGAGAAGUCAAUGAUACAAGCUCAGUCAUACCAUUCUCUCUCAGAUAUCCUGAGAAUCUGACAUUUGUGGAUUUGUAGGUCUGUACUGAUUAUGAUAAUGGUUAUUAUUAGUUUAGCAGCACUGAACAAGUGUCAGGCAGACAAGAUAAAUGAAGGAUAUGCUAUGAACUGUCAUGUCAGGCAGUAUUAGGGGACAGUUGUUUUCUUUUUCUGCACUAGUUUCUGACUUAGCAGAAUACAUUCAGCUGCAUUGCUGCAUUCACUGUAAUAAAAAUAGAAAAGAAAAUCCACCUUCAUCUGCAGAAACAAUUGAGCUAUGCAGUUCCUGUUCACAAUCUUCAAGUGCAGUUGUCUUUCCAACUCAUUGUUCUUAUCUGUAUCACAAGAAUUCUGAAAAUCUGAAAAUCAUUGGCCAACUCAAAGACCUGUUCUUUACUGCUUUUAGCUCUUGUCUCCUCGCUGUGCUUUGUCAGAAACUUUGUGAAACUUAACAGUUCUGUGCCCAGGGAGUCUGCCUCAGUUCGGGGGGCCUUCAGGUGAGGUAGUGUGAGUGUGGGAACCAGGAUGCAGUAAAGAUCACUCAGCUGCUUUUCAUGUGGAGUUUCUGUAUCCAGUGAGUGAUAGUUAUUCCUUUGGAAAGCUAUGUUACAAGAGGAGUUGUAUAUUUUUAGCACGUUUUAUUUUUACAGGUGGGUGCUGAUUGUCUGUCCAGUAGGGAAUGGCAGAUAAACAGUCAGGGGAGUGCCAAGAGUGGAGAUGUAGUCCAAGUGCAGGAAUUGAGCUGUGUUACCAUCUUACAGGCCAAGGCUCAACAGCUUCCCUAACACCAGCAGUACAAAAUUGCUGAUGCCUGUGUGCUGGCACAGAGACUUCUGCUGCUCUCCUUAACUGCAGGGCUGCAAAUGCCUGCAAGUGCCCAGGAAAAGGAUAUAAAGCAAGGACAGGAGAGACUUAGUAAAUCCUUGGUUGUGACUUGGUUGAAAAGUAGUAACUUCAUAGGUAAAGACUGAAUUACUGGGACCAUUCACAUUUUGUUCAUACAUUUGAGCUAUUUCAUUAAAAAUACCACUAAAAGAUAUUGGUAUACCUGAAGUUCUAACAUAGUUCAUUUUAACUAAACAAAAUACAAACCCCAAUUGUAUACAUUCAAAUUCUUACUGGCGAGUUUCUUGCCUCCUGCAGUUUGUAAAGGGGCAGCAGGUAGCUGGAAGUUCUGGGAAGUUUUUUGAUCAGCAGAAACCUUUUUAUAGGAUUUUAUAAUCCUUCAUGGGUUUUAGAGGAUUUGAUAAUCCUUCAGCCUGAAAUAGAGAAGGCCUUUAGGUAGAUAGUUAAUUUUUCCAAGUAGGAGUACUAACAGAGGGCUACCUGACUUACUUUGCACUAAUUAAAAAUUAAUGUUUUUUUAAUUUUUGAUUUGAUAAACUUAGGUGCAGUGAGGCUUCCAGAGGCUCUUCAUUGCACCUGCAGAUGAGGGAGAACUGUAGAUAUGUAUAUGCAGAAGCAUCAAUAACAUGGGGACUGUACUUAAAAAGUUAUAUCUUGAGAAGCUUUGUCCACUGCAUUGUCUACCAUGUCUUCCCCUCUCUCCAUACGAUGCCUUCUCUGCCCUGCCUGUGUAACUGCAGUGCUGGGGGAGCAGCUGUCCUUACCUAGUUCCUGUUGGGACAAAUUGUACCAUCCCACUCUUGGCAUUCUUUUCCAGUCACAUGCCUUCUGUUGCAGAGAAUAGCCCUGGAAAUACCUUCCACUCACUAUGAGUGAUGAGGAAAUGGGGAAUUUUAAUUUCUGCAUCUGCAAAUAACUGUGUCAAGUGUUUGGGUUUCAGUUACAUUUUAUGGUUUAAUAUUCUUACUGACUUCUAGUACAACUUUAGUUUGUUUGGUGUGGGUGCUUGCCUUCCAAAUGGAAGUGCUGGGUAUUGAUGCCUAUUCCUGCUGGGGACACUGGGAGUGCAAGUGCAGGCCUGGUGCCCGGGGGCUGUGUCACAGUCACUCCCCUGGUGACUCCCGGCUCUGCCUCCACCCCCUCUCCCAGCCUGGCCGUGCUCCGUGUGUGAGCACAAGCAGCGAGCACCCUGCUUGUUCUGGCCCUUAAACACGGUCCUGGCCUUGGGUAAUGGCACAAAAAUCAGUAAAGUUUUGGUACAAGAGUUGUUCCUCCUUGGUGAGGUGUUUGAGAUCCUUAUUUAAUAUCGCACACAUUUUGAUCUUUAAUUUAUUGCUGUUUGUAAAUAUCCUUGUGCUCACAGUUGAUGUUUUGAGCUCUAAUUUAUUGAAUUAGUCUACUGGUACGUGUAUAGUUAUAUAAAUAUACUUAUUUAGUAAAUCACAGGCACAAGAAAAAUAAUUUAAGAAAUGUAGCAUUAAAAUACAGAGAAAUACUCUUUAUUAUAUUCAGAUUGAGAAGGGCACAUGAAGAUUAAUGGCUGUGUUUCCUUUUUUCCUUCACUUAAAACAACUCUGCAUUGAACAUGAACAAGAUUUAUUAAAUAGAGAUAGAGCUGGUGCAACAUUAGCAUAGUGAAAAUAUUUUGGUGGUGUUUUGCUUUCCUUUAGAAUGCUUUUGCAUCCCUCAGUGCAGGCAAGGAGCUGAUUGCUUCCGGGUGCUGGUAACACUGGGGGUGAUGGCCUAGGAGACACAGGACCCGGUGAUGAGAGUCUUUAAGGUUAAUUUGCAAAGGUGGUAAUGGCUUUUGCCUUUGCACACGUGACCAAGAAGGUUGUAGGGGAGGCCAGAUGCCCACAGGAUGUGGCUGUAUGUGAUUUUCAGUAAUUUUCUUCAUCUUGUCCUUCUUGCACAUCAGGUAGACAGUUACGUACAAAUGAUGCAAAAACUUGCAUUUAUUUUUUUAGGAAGUACAGUGAACCUACUUGUUGUUUAAAUACAAGUCUUUAACUAUUUACCUAUUUGUUAGUAUUGCCUUUAUAUUAGUAUUGAAAUUUACUCCACACCAGCAGGAUCGUGGGCUGUGCCAUCCUGUGCCUCUCUCCUUAGCAGAUGAUUUAGAAGGAUUGAAGUGUUUCAAAAUGCUCACUGGUGAAAAGCUUACAUUUCUUCUAAGAGUGUGGUACUAUUUUUAUCACUGAGUUCUCUUUGCUGCACAUUUGUUCAAAUGUCACUGUCUCUGAAGUGUCUGUGGGUAUGAAGAUGCUUGCAGGACUUCAGGCAGAUUUUUUUUUCUCUUUUAUGACUAAUAUGAGGAAGAGAAAAUUCCUCGUUCUUACAGAAAGUGUCAACAAGAAUAGUUUAAAAAAAUAGUAUCUUACAAAAGAAAGAUUAGAAAAUUAUUAGGAGCUUAAUGAAACUGAAUAAACCGAGUAAAUAGGAUGAAAAUAGGGGUGAAGAUUUUUUUUUUCGCCAUCUUAAUCUAAGGCUGCUGUUGUGUUAAGGCAUAACUUUAGGUAGAGUAUAUGUCAAAGCAGGUAAUUCAUUCAGCAUAUUGGCUUGCCACACACGGUGGGGCAGGACUUACCCCUUAUCCCAGGAAGAUACAACAUUUUGUUGUGCGACAUUUGGCCUGAAAAGGGGCAUUUGCUGUUGUGAGGCUUCCCUGUGGAAGGAGCAUUGGACACGGGACUUGUGGGUGGGCGGCAUUGUUGUGGUGGGGCUGUAGGGUGGCCUUGGUCCCACAGCACAGCAGAGCCUUGCUCUGGAGCAUCAGCCCUCUCCUCUUCAGGGGAUUCCCUGCCCUGCCUUUCCUGCUCCUUCAUACCAGAGUCCAAGGCACAUCUUGCUCUUUAAAGGUUGCACAAGCAGAGCACAAACCCCAGCUUAAGAUUUUAGCAAUGGAUUGCACUUACUGAACGUGAAAAAUUUUAACUAAAGUGUGGGGGGUUUGUUAAGGGGGGUUUUUUAGCACAGAUGCACUGAAAGCUUCAAGUGAAUGCUUCUUUAGUGUAUCUAUAGCUAUAUUAUACAUGUGAAAUUUGUCAGUGAUACUUAAAAAGGUGGUGGCUCUCCUUUUGAGUAGAUGUUGUUUUAGCUUAACAGCCUGCUUUAAAAGGACAGUAGUGGCUGUUAGGAUGAUGAUAACUGAACACCUAAAAUACAAAUUGUUUUUCUAAAACCAGAAUCUCUAUUGUUUGACUACACAUAGCUGGGAUGACUGUUGAACAGAGUAGUUCGUUGUGAAUUUAAAUAACUAUGCAACACGCCUUCAAGAGCUUGACCUGGUGCAUUACUUUCCAGCUACCCAGUGCAUGUAUGACCACAGUCAGUAACCAUUAAAAUGCAAAUAUCCACUCCAAUUGCACACAGUAUAGAUCCAUUUAUGAAGAGUUUCACAUGUGUUUAUCUUUCAGUUUUCAGUUUUUCCUUUUCUGAUGAAAAUUGAAUACUGUGUUCCAUUUAAAAGCUUUAAAUAAAGAUUUGUUUAUAUACUC